This is a messenger RNA of Paramecium tetraurelia, 1923 nucleotides long. RefSeq lists its product as uncharacterized. The transcript has a single exon. The record is from RefSeq and is a predicted model, not a curated record. Lineage: Eukaryota; Ciliophora; Oligohymenophorea; Peniculida; Parameciidae.
AUGGCAAGUUAAUAUUGCACAUUUAAUUUAGACACUUUGGGAUGUACAGAUUACUUAUGUGAAAAUGUUUUGGAGAUAGAAUAUUGUACAAUUGACUCUACUGGUACAGUCUGCACAAUCAAUUAAGGUUGCGUAGAGAAGAAAUGCAAAACUGCUCCUAGUUCUUAUGAUACUAAUUCAAAAUGUGAAGGGUGGAUGCCAUAAUGUACAGUUAAUGUAUAAAUUUUAUCAAAUUAAAAAAUCCUGAUUGGGUGCAUGGAUAAAAAGAGCUCUUGCACACUCUCAGUUCAAGAUCAAUGUUACACUACAUUUUCAGGAUUGUUGUGUAAAUGGGAUCAAAGUAGUAAGAAAUGUUAAGAUCAACUUUGCACUGAUGCAAAUCCUAGCUUGUAUUUAACAAAUGAGGAUUGCAAUUCAUUUAAGGUGUUAUCUGGACCUUGCAUUUUAGGACCUUCUGGAGUUGGAUGUCAAAUAUGGCCAACUAAUUGCACUAAAAUGGUAAGUCAAUAACAGUGUUAAUUGAAUCUAUAAGAUUAAACAAAGUGUUUUUGGACUGGGACCUAUUGUAAGAAAUAAUAAUGUUCAGAUGCUCCUAAAAUAAACUACACCAAUAAUGUUGAAUGUAACAGCUGGUUUAAUAAUUGUAUUUUUGAUCAUCUUCUGGGUGGAUGCAAAGACCGAAUCGAUCCAGUUAGUUGUUCAUCUUCUCCAAACAUUAGCAUGUAUGAUAAUCAUCAGGAAUGCAAUGCAUGGAAUCCUAAAUGUACUGUAGUUUCCUCCUUUAGUGCUGAAGGAUGCGAAAUAAAAAAAGCAACUUGUGAUGGGUUCAUCAGGGAAAGGAAUUGUAAGACCACUCUAAAUGGCUUAUUUUGUUAUUGGGAUGAUAAAGAACAAAAGUGUAUGAAUGAGGACUAAGAUAAUGAUGGAGUUGCUGAUUGUCAUAAGAGACUUUAUGGAGACGUAACUCACCAGGAUUGCUAAGAAUUCUCGCCUAAAUGCACAAUAAAUAAUAUUGUUAAAUCCUGUUAACCUCUUGCAUCGAAUUGUGAGUAUCUAUAUAAACAAUAAUGCGAGAUCACUAAUUAAUAGCAACCUUGCAAAUGGGAUAAUUUGAAUUAAAAAUGCAAGGAUAGAGUUUGUGCUGAUAAUACAACUGCUUAAACUGAGGCUGAAUGUUUAAUGUUCAGGAGGUUUAAUUAAUGUUAAUUGAAAAUUAAGUCUAAUGGGACUUAUGGGCCUGGUUGUGAAAAUAGACCCUCAUCUUGUAGGAAUAUUACAGAUUCUGUGAUAUGUAAAUUAACUCUUACAACUUAGGAUGAUAAAUGCUAUUAUUAUAAUUCUAAAUGUUAGGGGGUAUCAACAUCGAAAUGUGAGGUAAUCACUGAAAGCAAAAGUAAUGAGUAUUGUUAAUUAUAUAAUACCGUUUGCGUACUUCAACCAAGUGGGUAAGGAUGCUUUUCUCUGUAUUCAUGUUAUGAUUUAUCGAAUACGAUUUGCAACAAUGCCAUUAUGAGAAAUAAUUAUAGUUGUAACUUUUCAGAUAAAUGUCGUUACGAUACUAGCUGUUAGUACAAAUAUCCUUCUUAUAGUAAUUGUGAUGGUCAGAAAACACAGUCUGGAUAAUUAUGUUACUUUUAGUAUUCAUGUCCUGAAUGCAAUAAUUAAUGCGCCAUAUAGACAGCGUAAAAAAACUAUACCUUUACUUCUUCAGCGACCAUCACAGACAAAAGGAGAUAAUGUUAAGACUAUUCAUCAUCAUACAGAUAUGAUACAACUUGUGAUUGUUGUUUAUCAAUGACUUCAUGCGGCUAGCAGGAAGCAGUAAUUUUGUAAUUCCUCAGAAUAAUUAGAAUGAAAACUGGAAAGUGUGGAUAUGAAAUUCAUCAACUAAUCGUUGCGAAAUUAGAAAAUGCGAGCAUUUGA